Molecule: messenger RNA, 3222 nt
Organism: Pongo pygmaeus (Bornean orangutan)
Lineage: Eukaryota; Metazoa; Chordata; Mammalia; Primates; Hominidae
Gene: PTCD1
Product: pentatricopeptide repeat domain 1
Exons: 9
Coding region: 283-2379 (698 amino acids)
Biological process (GO): tRNA 3'-end processing
Cellular component (GO): mitochondrial matrix
Molecular function (GO): tRNA binding; protein binding
Source: RefSeq, a predicted model, not a curated record
UGACCCGAGGAAGAGACUGGUGCGCCGCGGGGACCCGGCAGGGCGCCCCGUCGGAGUGCAGUGCGCCGGACACUUCAAGUGAGUUCCUGUGUGAUCCUCGCAGGAGCCCCAUGACCCGGGCAGAGACACGCCAGAGGGGAAGGAAGUGCCCGAGCCGGUAUUGGAGCCGGGGGCGUCCGAGGAGGGAAACUGAGGCUGCAAAACAUUUCCUUUCCUGAUUGCUGGAGCAGCCUUAGCAGUGCCUGAAACUGUGGGGGCCCUGGAGGGACAGGAAAGCCAGAAAUGGACUUCGUGAGACUUGCUCGGCUGUUCUCCAGGGCCCGCCCCAUGGGACUGUUCAUCCUGCAACACCUGGACCCCUGUAGAGCCCGGUGGGCGGGAGGCAGGGAGGGGCUGAUGCGGCCAGUGUGGGCGCCCUUCAGCAGCUCCUCCUCUCAGCUGCCCCUUGGCCAGGAGCGCCAGGAGAACACAGGCAGCCUGGGCUCUGACCCGAGCCACUCCAACUCCACGGCCACACAGGAAGAAGACGAGGAGGAGAGUUUUGGGACCCUCUCUGACAAAUACUCCUCCCGGAGACUAUUCCGCAAAUCCACAGCCCAGUUCCAUAACCUGCGGUUCGGGGAACGGAGAGAUGAGCAAACGAAGCCGGAGCCCAAAUUGUGGCGAGGCCAGAGAAACACCCCGUACUGGUACUUCUUGCAGUGCAAACGCCUGAUCAAGGAAGGGAAGCUGGUUGAAGCCCUGGACCUGUUUGAGAGGCAGAUGCUGAAGGAGGAGCGAUUGCAGCCCAUGGAGAGCAACUACACGGUGCUGAUUGGGGGCUGCGGGCGGGUCGGCUACCUGAAGAAGGCCUUCAGUCUCUACAACCAGAUGAAAAAGCGGGACCUGGAGCCCUCGGACGCCACCUACACGGCCCUGUUCAACGUCUGUGCUGAGUCUCCCUGGAAGGACUCAGCUCUGCAGAGCGCCCUAAAGCUCCGGCAGCAGCUGCAGGCCAAAAACUUCGAGCUCAACUUGAAAACGUACCACGCGCUGCUGAAGAUGGCUGCCAAGUGUGCAGACCUUAGAAUGUGCCUCGAUGUGUUCAAGGAAAUCAUCCACAAAGGGCACGUGGUCACAGAGGAGACCUUCAGUUUUCUGCUGAUGGGCUGCAUCCAAGACAAGAAGACGGGCUUCCGGUACGCCCUCCAGGUGUGGCGGCUGAUGCUGAGUCUGGGGCUACAGCCGAGCCGGGACGGCUACAACCUGCUGUUGGUGGCAGCUCGGGACUGUGGCCUAGGGGACCCCCAGGUGGCCUCAGAGCUGCUUCUGAAGCCCAGGGAGGAGGCGACCGUGCUUCAGCCCCCAGUGAGCAGGCAGCAGCCAAGGAGGACAGCCCAGGCCAAGGCAGGCAACCUCAUGUCAGCCAUGCUGCACGUGGAGGCCCUGGAGAGGCAGCUGUUUCUGGAAACUUCUCAGGCACUUGGGCCUCCAGAGCCUCCAGAAGCCAGAGUGCCCAGCAAGGCCCAGCCAGAGGUGGAUACCAAGGCAGAGCCCAGCCACACAGCGGCCCUCACCCCAGUGGCCCUGAAGCCACCUCCCGUGGAGCUGGAAGUCAACCUCCUGACCCCCGGGGCUGUUCCCCCCACCGUGGUCUCCUUUGGAACAGUGACCACCCCAGCUGACCGGCUGGCCUUGGUAGGGGGCCUGGAGGGCUUCCUGAGCAAGAUGGCAGAGCACAGGCAGCAGCCCGACAUCAGGACCCUCACGCUACUGGCCGAGGUGGUGGAGUCCGGGAGUCCUGCAGAGUCCUUGCUGCUGGCCCUCCUGGAUGAGCACCAGGUGGAGGCCGAUCUGACAUUCUUUAACACGCUGGUGAGAAAGAAGAGCAAGCUGGGAGACCUGGAGGGGGCCAAGGCGCUGUUGCCGGUCCUGGCAAAGAGGGGCCUCGUCCCCAACCUGCAGACAUUCUGCAACCUGGCCAUCGGGUGCCACAGGCCGAAGGACGGUCUACAACUUCUCACAGACAUGAAGAAGUCCCAGGUGACCCCCAACAGUCACAUCUACAGUGCCCUCAUCAACGCGGCCGUCAGGAAGCUGAACUACACCUAUCUCAUCAACAUCUUGAAGGACAUGAAGCAGAACAGGGUCCCGGUGAACGAAGUGGUCAUCCGCCAGCUGGAGUUCGCAGCCCAGUACCCUCCCACCUUUGACCGGUACCAAGGGAAGAACACCUACCUGGAGAAGAUUGACGGCUUCCGAGCCUAUUACAAGCAGUGGCUGACAGUGAUGCCCGCAGAGGAAACCCCACACCCCUGGCAGAAGUUCCGGACCAAGCCCCAGGAGGACCAGGACACCGGCAAGGAGGCUGAUGACGGAUGUGCCCUUGGGGGCAGGUGAUGGGAGCACAGCUGGAACAAUCUGCUCGGCCCCCAGUGCUCUGUGGGAGCCCCAGGACAAGUGAGCUGGUGUCACCUCCUGCCUGGGGGAAGACCCAGGCCCUGAGGAACAGCCGCAGCAUGUCACGGGUGUUGGUGUGAGGACACACACUAGGCCCAAGGUGCCUGUGCUCCCAGCAGGUCCAAGUGCAGCUCCAGCCACCUUUGCGUGUCUCCUUCACGGGACUUCCAGCUCCCCUACCUUUGUGUGUCACCUCGCACACCACAAGGGGGCUGGGGCAUCUGGUCCCGGGGGCCUGGUGCCGCCCCACUGGGUUCAUAGGCCAAUGCUCUGAAAGAAGAGACGUGGGGCCCGAGAGGUUUAAAAAUUUUAUUUUUACAAAUCACAGCUGAUGGACAGCGAAGCCUUCCCCGUAGAGACCGUGCUCCAACUCGGGCCUGGGGCACUGCUCGCUGCUCCCAGGAAGGGGGUGGCGUCACAGGCAGAAACCUGUGAAGUCCAGAGUCCACGGUGCAGAGCGUCAGCCUCAGCCAGAGCAGCCACGGCAGCCACAGUGUGUGCACUCGAUGAUGCGGCCCUGCAACAGAGGACAGUGAGACGAUGCCACUGCGCCAUGCUCACCCCUGCACGCUCACAUACGUGGCAACCCUCCCACGAAGGACCUGCCACCAUGCCAUAUAGAGACACACCUCAGAAACCCUUCCUUGACAGCUCUGGACAGGGAAAAUUUGGCUCCCUCACGAAGGUAGAAACAGCUGCUGUUGACACCGAGGUUACAUCUGUAUGUAUAUUUGUAAUACGUUCUGCAAAUCCAACACACAUUUGCCAAUCAAGAAAAAGAAA